Messenger RNA from Emys orbicularis (European pond turtle), 2073 nucleotides. It is a transcript of the gene ASNS, whose product is annotated as asparagine synthetase (glutamine-hydrolyzing). Bases 44 to 1729 code for a protein of 561 amino acids. Gene Ontology annotation, cellular component: cytosol. Lineage: Eukaryota; Metazoa; Chordata; Testudines; Emydidae. The record is from RefSeq and is a predicted model, not a curated record. The transcript is spliced from 11 exons. Gene Ontology annotation, molecular function: asparagine synthase (glutamine-hydrolyzing) activity.
UUCAUUUUAAGUAGCUGUGACACAGCCUGCAAGAGACUUCAAAAUGUGUGGUAUCUGGGCCCUUUUUGGAAGCGAUGAAUGCCUUUCUGUCCAGUGUCUAAGUGCCAUGAAAAUAGCUCACCGAGGUCCUGAUGCAUUUCGUUUUGAAAACGUCAAUGGCUUCACCAACUGUUGUUUUGGUUUCCAUCGUCUGGCGAUUGUUGAUCAAUUAUAUGGCAUGCAGCCUAUUCGGGUGAAGAAGUUUCCAUAUUUAUGGCUAUGUUACAAUGGAGAAAUCUACAAUUUCAGACAGCUGCAAAAGCAGUUUGGAUUUGAAUAUCAAACUUUAGUAGAUGGCGAGGUAAUCCUUCAUCUUUACAACAGAGGAGGAAUAGAGCAAACAGCCUGCAUGCUAGAUGGUGUGUUUGCAUUCAUCCUGCUGGACACUGCAAACAGGAAAGUGUUUCUGGGAAGAGAUACAUAUGGAGUCAGGCCAUUGUUUAAGGUGCUGACUGAAGAUGGAUUCUUGGGUGUCUGCUCUGAGGCAAAAGGUCUUAUCAACUUAAAGCACUCCAUGUCCACUUGUCCUAAAGUGGAGCCAUUUCUUCCAGGACACUAUGAAGUGUUGGAUUUAAAACCAUCUGGCAAAGUUGCAUCAGUGGAACUGGUAAAAUUUCAUAGUUGUAAAGAUGAACCUCUGCAUGCUGCUUAUGAUAGAGUGGAAAAUCUGCCUGCAGGUUUGGAUCUCGAAACAGUGAAAAGCAACAUUCGGCUUCUGUUUGAAAAUGCUGUUAAAAAACGUUUAAUGAGUCACCGAAGAAUUGGCUGUCUUUUGUCAGGGGGUUUGGAUUCCAGUUUGGUUGCUGCGAUGCUCCUGAAACUGAUGAAAGAAUCAAGCAUCAAUUACCCUUUACAAACCUUUGCCAUUGGAAUGGAAGACAGUCCUGAUUUAUUGGCUGCCAGAAAGGUAGCUGCUUAUAUUGGCAGUGAACAUCAUGAAGUAAUAUUUAAUUCUGAAGAAGGAAUUCAGGCAUUAGAAGAGGUUAUUUUUAGCUUGGAGACAUAUGAUAUUACAACAGUAAGAGCUUCAGUUGGUAUGUAUCUGGUUUCCAAACACAUACGCAAGAAGACAGACAGUGUGGUCAUUUUCUCAGGGGAAGGAUCGGAUGAGCUUACACAAGGCUAUAUCUAUUUCCAUAAGGCCCCGUCUCCUGAAGAAGCUAUGGAAGAGAGUGAGAGGCUUCUGAGAGAACUCUACAUGUUUGAUGUACUUCGUGCAGACAGAACUACUGCGGCUCAUGGUCUUGAACUGAGAGUCCCGUUUUUGGAUCACCGGUUUACUUCUUAUUACCUAUCCCUGCCAGCAGAACUCAGAAUUCCAAAGGAUGGAAUUGAAAAGCAUCUCUUGAGAGAAUCGUUUCAGGAUUCCAACUUGCUUCCGAAAGAAAUACUCUGGAGACCCAAAGAAGCCUUCAGUGAUGGUAUAACAUCUCUCAAGAAGUCUUGGUUUUCAAUUCUCCAAGAGCAUAUUGAUCUCCAGGUUGAUGACCUUCUGCUGGAAAAGGCAGCAGAGAAAUUUCCUUUUAAUCCUCCUAAGACUAAAGAAGGUUACUACUACCGCCAGAUCUUUGAGAAGCACUACCCCGGGCGCGCUGAUUGGCUCUCUCAUUACUGGAUGCCAAGAUGGAUUGAAGCUACUGAUCCUUCUGCUCGCACAUUGAAACAUUACAAGUCAGCUACCAAAGAAUAAGCGUUCCAGUAAUUUUGAAACAGAAAUUGCUUGUUGCCAAAUGGCUCUAUCUGCACUAAAGCUGGGCAUGCAACCCAAUAGUCUAAAAGAAUAUUCAAAAUGGAUUUGGACAAUGGUAUUUAAGAUGAAAGCCCUUUAUAGCCAGUAUAAUAGUGUGAAAUUCACCCCACUGCAGAGGGCUUGCACAAGGACCUCUGCCUCACUUAAACUACAGUUCUGGUCUGAAAAACUACUGUGUGAAAAGGGCACCAUCGUGCUUAGCAGCUCUGCCCCUUGUUCGUACUCAGACUGGCUGACUUCAGUUACAAACAUACAUGUAUUUUUAAUAUAAAGCCUCCUUGGAA